UGACCCGGAAGUGGAUGGGGUCAGACUGAAGAUGGCGGGAGCUGAGCGCCAGGCGCUGGGGGAGAUGUCGGCCGCGGAGCACUGCCUGGAGCAGCUGGUGUUCGGCGGCGAGGAUCAGUUCCUGCACAGACUGGGCGCCGGGCAGCAGCAGCGAGGUCUGAGUGGAGGUCUGUUGGAUGAUGAUGAUUCCAGUGCCUCCGAGGUGGAAAAUGAGGCAAAGUCCAGUUUCCCUCCAGCCAAGAAGGCAGCAUGGGUGGACGAAGAGGAUGACACCGAGGAGCUGGUGAACAUGAAGCAUCGAUUCCGGAAAGAUUUACAGAAAAGCAACACAGAAAAGAACCUCAGCGUAGAGCAGCUUCAGCAGAGGCUUAAGGAGCAAUUCCAGAAAGCGAUGGGAGGAACGCCAGUGUGGGCGGAAAUAGAGAAGAAGAGAAAAAGGAAAAAGGACCCACACAGCUCAGGAGACGAGAGUGAGGAGGAGGAUGAAUUGCUGCGGAGAACGGGGAAUUUUGUAUCUGCCUCAGAAGCUCUUCCUAAAGGGACUAUACAGGUGAAGAAGUGUUUAGAUGCCAAUCACGAGCGACCAUCCAAGACCAGACUAACCACAGUCCAGUUUCAUCCCUCAGCCCAAGUGGUGAUGACUGCGGGGAUGGACCAGACCAUCUCACUAUUCCAGGUUGAUGGAAAGACAAAUCCGAAGAUUCAGAGUAUCUGCCUGCAGCACUUCCCUGUGUACAAAGCGCGUUUCACUGUGGACGGAGAGCAGAUCGUAGCCACUGGUGUCCGCAACAAGAUGUUUUACAUGUACGACAUGAUGGCUGGAAAGAUCCUUCCCGUCUGUGGAGUGCGAGGGUUGGAGGAACGACACAUUAGGAAAUUUGAAGUCUCUCCAGAUGGCUCCUACCUGCUGCUCACGGGGGCUGAAGGUUACCUGCAUCUGCUCUCCAUGAAGACUAAGGAAUGGAUAAACAGUAUGAAAGUCAAUGGCAAAGCCAUUGCAUCCACUUUCUCUCCAGACGGGAGUAAAAUCUACACAAACUCCGAUGGAGGCGAUGUGUAUGUUUGGGAUGUGAGGAGCAGGAGGUGUCUCAAUCGGUUUGUCGAUGAUGGCUCUCUGCAUGGAACGAGCAUCGCCAUGUCAUGCAACAGCCAGUACCUGGCCUGCGGGUCCAGCUCCGGGGUGGUCAAUAUUUAUUCCCAGAAUUCCUGUCUGCAAGAGAAGAACCCCAAACCCCUGAAGGCCGUCAUGAAUCUGGUCACUGCGGUCACCGCGCUGGCCUUCAACCCCAACACCGAGAUCCUGGCUAUUGCUUCUCACGCAGCAGACGAGGCCGUGCGGCUGGUUCACAUUCCCUCCUUUAACGUGUUCUCAAACUUCCCCAACUUGAGACGGAAACACAUCCACAUGACUCAGUCGCUGGAUUUCUCUCCUCGUGGUGGCUUCUUCUCUGUAGCAAACAACAAAGGCCGAGCUGUGCUGUACAGACUGAACCACUAUAAGGACUUCUGAGCCACGUGUCGACACAGGUGGAGCGAGUGGACGUUUUACCUUCAGAAGUGACUGGAUAAAUGAAACCUUCCAGGGCAUCGCCUCAGCAAUUAGCAAGACUUUGCUUUAUUGAAGUUUACAAUAUCUUUUUUGCUUUCCUCCGCUUGAUGUUCAGUUCAUUAAAAGCUUUGUAAACGUG
Molecule: messenger RNA, 1688 nt
Organism: Callorhinchus milii (elephant shark)
Lineage: Eukaryota; Metazoa; Chordata; Chondrichthyes; Chimaeriformes; Callorhinchidae
Gene: utp18
Product: UTP18 small subunit processome component
Exons: 14
Coding region: 32-1510 (492 amino acids)
Biological process (GO): rRNA processing
Cellular component (GO): small-subunit processome; Pwp2p-containing subcomplex of 90S preribosome
Molecular function (GO): protein binding
Source: RefSeq, a predicted model, not a curated record